AUUUAGAUGCACACGUGUGAAUACAUUUCUUGAAAAUAAUAACAAUUAAAACCUAUCUAUAAAAUGGAUGCUAUUAGAAAGGGUUGGUUUAGUGAAUUGAGUCCGUUAUGGCCAGGACAGUGUCUGUCCUUGGAAAUUGAAGAGGUUCUUUACCAUGAGAAAUCAAAAUACCAAGAUAUCUUGGUCUUUAAGAGUAAAACUUAUGGUAAUGUUUUAGUACUUGAUGGUGUUAUCCAGGUCACUGAAAGAGAUGAACAUUCCUAUCAAGAGAUGUUAGCUCACAUUCCAAUGUUCUCACAUCCUAAUCCUAAACAGGUGUUAAUAAUUGGUGGAGGGGAUGGAGGAGUAGCUAGAGAAGUUUUAAAACAUCCACAAGUACUAACAGUAGACAUGUGUGAAAUAGAUGAGAAAGUGCCAGAAGUUAGUAAGAAAUACCUGCCAAAAUUAGCCAGUAGUUUUGCCGACCCUAAAUUUACAUUACAUGUUCAAGAUGGUUUUGAAUUCUUAAAGUCCCAUGAAGGAACGUAUGAUGUUAUUAUAACUGAUUCUAGUGACCCUAUUGGACCAGCUUCUUCUUUGUUUGAGAAAUCCUACUAUGACUUGAUGUCUAAGUCUUUAAAAGAUGGUGGUGUUUUAGCUAGUCAAGGUGAAUGUUUGUGGCUACAUUUAGAUUUGAUAAAGGAGAUGUUAGAAUUCUGUAAAACUAUCUAUCCUAUAACAGACUAUUGUUAUACCACUAUACCAACCUAUCCUAGUGGACAGAUAGGAUUUAUAUUAUGUAGCAAAGACAAGGCAAAUUUUAGGAAACCUGUUAGAUGUAUUAGUCAACAAGAAGUAGAUGAUAUGUCUUUAAAAUACUACAAUACUGAUAUUCACAAAGCAUCCUUUAUUUUACCAGAAUUUGUAAGAAAGGUAAUAUUAUAA
Molecule: messenger RNA, 924 nt
Organism: Lottia gigantea (owl limpet)
Lineage: Eukaryota; Metazoa; Mollusca; Gastropoda; Lottiidae
Exons: 7
Coding region: 64-924 (286 amino acids)
Biological process (GO): spermidine biosynthetic process
Cellular component (GO): cytosol
Molecular function (GO): spermidine synthase activity
Source: RefSeq, a predicted model, not a curated record